Molecule: messenger RNA, 621 nt
Organism: Xiphias gladius (swordfish)
Lineage: Eukaryota; Metazoa; Chordata; Actinopteri; Istiophoriformes; Xiphiidae
Product: intestine-specific homeobox-like
Exons: 4
Coding region: 1-621 (206 amino acids)
Biological process (GO): regulation of transcription by RNA polymerase II
Molecular function (GO): DNA-binding transcription factor activity, RNA polymerase II-specific; RNA polymerase II transcription regulatory region sequence-specific DNA binding
Source: RefSeq, a predicted model, not a curated record
AUGCGGAAUAGAGGAGAUACGGAGAAAGACUCCCAUGUGGACCAAGAAAGGGAAUCUCAGCCGAGUAAAAAAUUAUCCCAUUCCAUCGAAGAGAUACUGAGGAGGCCCACAUGUGUCCGAAAAGAGAAAAGAGUUCAUCGCAACUGGUCUGUAAUCAAGGAGAACACCAGGGAAUCUAAACCGCGCUCAUGUACAGGUCAGAGGAAAAAGAGGCAAACAAGGGUCACUUUCACAACGUACCAGGUGCAGGAGCUGGAGGAAGUCUUCCAGCAGACUCACUACCCCGACAUCAACACCAGAGAACAGUUAGCCUCUCACCUGCACCUCUCUGAGGGCCGAAUACAGAUUUGGUUCCAGAACCGCAGAGCCAAAUGGAGAAAGGGCGAAACACUGAAGGACCUCGAGGUGAUGACCAGACAGCACAUACAGUCGGCCAGUCAGGAGCUGAAGUAUUAUGAGAAGCCCCAGCUGCAGGCAGUGUGCUGGCUGCCGUGCUGCCUACCUAAACCUCUUCAGGAGAGGCUGUUCCUCAGAGCAACAUUAAUACCGGCAAUGCUGACCGACACACAUUCCCCAGAUUACAGGACUCUCCAUUUUGAGCCGCUCGGGACAGAAAGAUAG